AUGGAAGUUAAAACCAGCGAAGAUCAUUUGAAAGUCCAUAAAAUGAAGAAGAAGGUAUUGAGGAAGCAGGUCAGAGCUCAGCACACAUUGAUGAGACAUGAGGGCAUUGAGUGCAUCUCCCAUGCUACACAGAGCCUGGUUAUUGCCAAUGCUGGUCUCGGUAAUGGGAUGAGUAGACACCAACUGCUCAGGAUAGUAGAAGAAUAUGGAUUGGUAGAAACACUCUUAAUGCCACCGAAUAAACCAUAUUCAUUUGUGAAAUAUGGGACAACAGAAGAAGCCAAGAAAGCCUUUGAUGCCCUUAAUGGAAAAGAAGUGACACUGGAAGACUUUGGCCAAAACAUUGUUCUCUAUAUUAAUUUUGUAGAAAAAGUUUUCUGGAAGAAUGCUGUUCCUCCAAGCUUGCCUCCAGGCCUAAUGGUCAUUGAAAAGAUUAUUUCUCCAGAGGAAGAAAAGAGAAUGUUGGAAAGUAUUGACUGGACAGGAGAUGAAGAUACUCAAAAUGCCCAGAAGACUUUAAAGCAUAGAAGAGUAAAACAUUUUGGAUAUGAGUUUUGCUAUGAUAACAACAAUGUUGAUAAAGACAAACCUUUACCUGGAGGUCUUCCUGAAAUUUGUGACCUGUUCUUGGAGAAGUGCUUGAAGCAGGGAUAUAUCAAACAUAAACCUGAUCAACUGACUGUAAAUCAGUAUGAACCUGGACAAGGAAUUCCUCCUCAUAUUGAUACGCAUUCUGCUUUUGAGGAUGAAAUAAUCUCUCUCAGUUUAGGAGCUGAGAUUGUGAUGGAUUUUAAACACCCUGAUGGCCAUACAGUGGCAAUUAUGCUGCCCCGAUGCAGUUUACUGGUGAUGACUGGAGAAUCCAGAUACCUGUGGACACAUGGGAUUACACCCCGAAAAUAUGAUGUCAUUCAAGCAUCUGAGCUUGGGCAGAAAGUUGGAACAAUCACUGCUGAUGUUGGAGAUUUAACACUAAAUCGAAGGGAAACAAGGACAUCAUUUACAUUCAGGAAAGUGAGGAGAAGCCCUUGCAAUUGCAUUUACCCAUCUGUCUGUGACAGCCAGAAAGGACAGCAAAGGCAGGUACAACCUUCAUUUCCCCACAAUGAGAUGGAGGCCUCAAAGCUGGAGCAAGAAUAUGUACACAAGGUGUACGAAGAGAUUGCCACACACUUCAGCAGUACCAGGCAUAGCCCGUGGCCCCGAAUUGUAGAGUUUCUCAGGUCUCUACCACAAGGGUCAAUAGUGGCUGACGUUGGUUGUGGUAAUGGGAAAUAUCUAGGCAUCAACGAGGAUUUGUACAUGGUUGGCUGUGAUCGCAGCAAAAACCUGGUGGAUAUUUGUGGAGAAAAAAAUCUCCAGGCUUUUGUCUGUGAUGCCCUGUCAGUGCCAAUCCGCAGCGGUUCUUGCGACGCCUGCAUCUCUAUUGCUGUAAUCCACCACUUCUCAACAGCGGAGAGGAGACUGGCUACUAUCCGUGAACUAGUUCGGCUUCUGAGACCUGGUGGAACGGCACUCAUUUAUGUCUGGGCAAUGGAACAAGAAUACAAAAAACAGAAGUCUAAAUACCUUAAGGAAAAGAACGGUGGUAAAGACAAGAAGGAGGAAAUCAAUACUGGCACGGCCCAGAGACCGCUUAGUGAUCAAAUGCCUGGUAGCAGCAGCCAAGACUCAGCAUGUUCUGGCCGACUCCUUAAUGACUCGAAGGACGAAGGCUGUGAUGCAAAGCCAGUCGCAGACUCCAGGCUGCCUGUCCACACUAACCGAACCUCCUUUCACGCUCAAGAUUUGCUGGUUCCCUGGCACCUGAAAGGUGACCCUAAAAAGAAAGGAGAAAGUGUUGAUACAGCGUCGCUUCCAGCUGGCUCUAAGGAAUUGCGAGAACUCAGCCCUGUUUUCCACCGUUACUACCAUGUGUUCCGUGAAGGGGAACUGGAAGCAGCAUGCAGAUCCCUGGAUUGUGUGAGGGUUCAAAAGAGUUACUAUGAUCAGGGAAACUGGUGUGUGGUUCUGGAAAAGUUGUAG
Molecule: messenger RNA, 2025 nt
Organism: Nipponia nippon (crested ibis)
Lineage: Eukaryota; Metazoa; Chordata; Aves; Pelecaniformes; Threskiornithidae
Source: RefSeq, a predicted model, not a curated record